GGCUGAUGUAAUAAAAACUCACGAAGAGUCGAAAAGUGAAAAAUUGGCCACCGUGCAAAGUGAUGGAGCUCAUCGUCCUCGUACGCCUAACCAGCACCGAAAAGCAACGUCUUCACCCGGCUAUCCCACAAGCUUAUCGAGGUGGGCCAGAUCUUCGACCCAGAGAACUUCCAGUCUACACGAGGGCAUGCAGAUAGAAGAAAAUGCUCCAGGUAUACAAGCUAGGGUGUAGGCAGGAGAUGGUGUCCCUCGAGGCCGACGAAGCCAACGUACUUUAUGUAACAGAGGAAGCUGGGAUUGUCGCAUCCCGUGUCGGCGACUGACGGAGCAAAUGGUGCUGGCAGUCA
Guyanagaster necrorhizus is the source of this 347-nucleotide messenger RNA. RefSeq lists its product as uncharacterized. The transcript has 2 exons. NCBI's taxonomy places the organism in Eukaryota, Fungi, Basidiomycota, Agaricomycetes, Agaricales, Physalacriaceae. The record is from RefSeq and is a predicted model, not a curated record. The annotation marks the transcript as partial.